AUUUAUAUUAGUGAUGUAGGUUUCUUUUCACAUGAUAUAUUCCCCUGAUACUGUAAUUUAAUAUGGAAAAACAUAUGAACAUUUAAAAUUGUGAUCAUAUUUGGAACUCAAAAAUGUUAUUUUUAAAUUUUUUAGUUAUCUGGGAUAGUUGAUUUUAAUGAUGAUGUGUUGAGUAGAUAUACACUUAUGACUGAUGUGAGCUUUUUAAACACUUCUGUAGCAGGAGCAACUCAUUACCAGAGGUUUUGGUGGGGCCAGACAUUAAUUACCACAUAGCCUCAAACAAAAUUAAGUCAAAAGGUUAUCACAGUUGACUUAUGUUAUAGGCUAUGAAAUUUUAGAGCGAUUUUUAGAGUAACUUGGAUAUAGGCAGUUGAGUGUUGACCACAUACAGCCAUCCACCGCACAGUAUAAUAGCAGCUUUGAGUGAAUUGGGCACACUUUUGUUUUCAACUGUGUUUGAAACAGCAGGUGUGUUUCCCUUCAGCAGUGAGGCACACAAAAUAUCUAAUAUCAUUAAUCAGGGUUGCAAGGUUUCAGCAAAAUUUAAACACACAAAAGUCCUGAAUCAAUCCCAAAUAACUUGGGCACUGGAAAAUGGAUACUUAUUUUUCUCUGGCUUUGCAUGGGAAAUAAUCUCAACAUGGUGCACACACAUUUCUCAUGUAUGGACAUAAUCCAUUCCCAUUUCCCUCUCACAAUCUUUGCAAAAUAUCUUACAAUAGAAAUAGUUCUGUACAUCAAAGACACACACUUUGCCUUUGUUUGCAAAAAUGUCUUAGAUUGGAUUUCCUACUAUUUCUAUAAAACAAGACAAUUAUUGAACAGUGGGUGUUGGUCUUAUGACUGUAUUCCAAUGAAAAAAGGCUGAGCCAGAAAUGACACAUCUAGGAGGAGUUUCCUUCUACUUUCAACAUUUAUUAAGGUGCCCAAAGUUUUGGACCCCAGCAUUUUGGCUCACACAUGAGAUCAGUCUCUAUACAGUGAAGAAUUUGCUGGAAAAUGGAUUCCUACAGACCGGUCAUCUUGUUUAGUAUUUUAAUCUCCUUCCAUGUGGGACAUACACUACGCUGUGCAUGCAAAGAAGAUUUAAGAACUUGCACAAGUAUUUAUAACAUGCAAACCAACUUCAAAACUGCCCAGAAGAUCUGCAUGGAAAAGGGAGGUAAAUUACUAACACCACUGAGUAAAACUAUCGACAGUUUUCUUUUCAACAAAACAGGACACUUCUGGAUUGGUUCAGAAGGUGAUUGUUUAAGCAGCAGCAGAAAUUCUCGAGGUGAUUCUGUGACUCUGAACAGAGGAGGGGAGAAUGUGGCGUGUUCCUCACGGUGCAUGUCGGUUUCUAGUAACAAGACGUUAAUGGAGCGCUCAUGCGAGGAACAGGUCGACGGCUUUUUGUGUGAUGGCAUUCAGUGGGAAAACUGCUGGGAGGAGAGAGCAUCUGAAGUGCAAAUUCUGAAUAAGAAAGACUGUGGACUUGGUCCAUGCGAACACCAGUGCGAAGAGGUUCCCGGAGGCCACAUGUGUACCUGUUAUAAUCCUGAUCUAUUCAGGCCAAGCAGGAAAAAUCCUGAACGUUGUGAGUACUACUGCGACUCUACCACAUGCAAACAGCUUUGCUCCAUGUGUGAGUGUCCUGAUGGCUUCAUCAAAGAUGAGGCAAACUGCACAGAUUUGGACGAAUGCAAGUCAAAUCACACCAACUGUGAGCAAAAAUGUAGGAACACUAUUGGAAGUUACAUGUGCUCUUGCCAUGAAGGGUUCAUGCUGGUAAACAAAACUAAAUGUGUUCCUCUUAUAAAUCCUACUCCGUUAACUGCUGAGCUUGUUACACCGUCUGUAAAUUACACGUUGAGUCAUGCGGUUUUUGCAACUCCAGCAGAGUAUAUUGGGUUUACACUGCUUAUCUUGCUGGCUAUAUGUGUUCUGAUAGGACUUCUGUAUUACUUGCGAAAAAGCAAAUCUGAUGUACUUCUAAAAAAUAACGAUAUUGCAGACGACAUCAUGGUUCAAGAGGCACGGUUACAGAUGUAAAACUUCUUGUUGUCAUGACCAGUAAUAACAGUGUGGAUGACAUUAUUUUAUUUUUAGUCAAUUUAAUUUGCAUGUUGAAGUAAUGUUACUAAUUUCUUAGCAAUUAAUUUCAUCAUGUAUUGCUAAAAAUGAUGGUCAAAUUAAACUUAUUUAAACAUAAAUUGCAGAUGUCUUUAGUCUGAAUAGUUCUGCAGUGAUAACAAAAAUAUGUGUUGUAAUAUUUGACAUAAUGAAAGGACUAAUGAUGGACAAUGUUGUAUACCAAAUUACCCAGACAUUGUAUUUGAGUAACAGUAAAAGAUACUAUAUUGAGAAAUGAUGCCAAAGUGACCCAUGAUUGAACUAUGUUUAAAGCAUCUUAUAUUAUGUGUACUUAACUAUCAAAAUUCUUGGGUAUGAAAACAGAGAGUGUGGGAGGAUCCAGGAUGCCAUUUUAAUGCCAAACAAUAAUGUGUUUUUAUAUUAGUAUAACUGUAAACAAGAAAGACAAACACUAUAUGCAUUUCAAUGUACUUUUGAAUGUAAGCAGUUUUUAAAUUUCAUCAUAUUCUUUUCUGUAUAAUUAAUCAUACUGUGUUGAUGACUUUAUAUAAAAUCCAGACUUACAUCAGGCAUUUAAGCAAGAAUGGAAUAACUGAAACUAUUUGGGCCACAUUACUACUAUGCAUGAUGAUCAUAACUAUGUAAAUAUUAGUUAUCCUUGUUAAAUGAAAAGUGUACUAGUAUGUAUUUAAGUUAGUAGAAGACUUAUAGAAGAACGUUAUAAAACCUUAUAAAACAAUGUGGAACUAAUGAUUUUUCCACAUUACGUGAAAUUCUGUGGUUUUCUGCUGAUUUCAAAAGACCUCAUUUGGUAACUGAACUGUCACAUUGCCAUAAACACUGCAAUUAUCAGUGGUAACACCAGACAGCUAACAUGAGCUGACCUGGGCUAACUAGCCAGGAUUUCUGACAUUUUUAAACCACACAAUAUGCACACAAUUUGAGUCAAUCAGUCACUAAUUUCAAACCACCACUGAUGCUGCUGAUCUUCCAAAACUGAAUGCCUUUGCUAAGUUUGAGGUAGCAGUUAGCUAGCUAGCUCAGGUGCCAAUGUAUUUUGUCAGCUGAUUAGGUUGUUAGGCCAACUCUGUUGAUGGAAAGCUAGCUACCUGUUAAAACAGAGCCAAGUUGAUUCUCCAUUCGGAUAAAUAAUUCAGUUUAGUUAUUUUACAGGAGAAGACAGAUUGAAUAAAGACAGCUUAACUAAAGGCAGAUUGAUUACAGGCUAAAAACUGUUGUUGUUUUUUUUUUUUAAAACUUUCUAUACACAGUCUUACAAAGUCAUCUGCAAGGUGAAAAAUAGUAAAGUGUGAAUUUCUCUCUGAUUUUAACCUCUGUGUCAUAAACACCUUUUUGUUGCAUAUGUGCAUAUGCAUAUCUGUAAGUGAAGUACCAUGUUAUAUCAGUAACAAAAAUAAUACUUGGGAAAUACACACUCUUAUAUGCAUACAUAUUCACCAAAUAUUCAUAAAUAUAUAUUUUCCCCUCACCAGCCACUCCAACAAGAGCAACAUAUACCAAUAUAUACCUGCUUAUUUAUGCAGUUAUCCAAAUAGCCAUGGGUCAUAUCAUGUGGCAGCAUCUCAAGGCAGAAAAUCAUGCACAUACCAGUCGAAAACCUCAGUUAAUAAUCAUAAAGUGAUCCCACUGACUCUAAGCGCAGCACAGUUGGGUUGGUUGAAGCAACUCAGAAUUUGCUGAAUUCCUGUCCAAAGGUACUGACAGUGAAGAAAGAUGAGGAUCACUUCACUGAUAUCAGUAAUUAUGAUCAUUGCUACUGCACAUGAGUAAUUAUAAAACUUUUCUCUUUGUUUUUCACUGGAAUUUUUUAGGUUGAUAUUUCACCUUAAAGGUGGAAAAAAUCUGACAGACUUAUCUUGGUUUAAAUUUGUAAAAAAAAAAAAAUUUACAUCAAAGAAACAGCUAACAGGGGUGUGUAAACUUUAUAUACCCAUUGCAUGAACACAGUACACUGAGUAAAAUUCUAAACAUUUUUGUCUGUACUCUGUGUCUCAAUGCCUCCAUGCAUUUCUGCCUGUCUUCUUGGUGCCAUUCUACUUUGCAAUAAAUGGAUCAUAACCAUAAAAGGGAAAGAGUAGAUUAGAUUAAUGUUAGUGUGUUUUCUUCAUUUAAAAACCCUUUUAAUCGUUGUGUUCCGUUUCAGCAAAAUAAUCUAUGAUUCAAAAGGAACCAUAAUAAAAAUGGUUAUUUC
This is a messenger RNA of Ictalurus furcatus (blue catfish), 4291 nucleotides long. Its product is annotated as matrilin-2-like. Gene Ontology annotation, molecular function: calcium ion binding; extracellular matrix protein binding; extracellular matrix binding. The coding region runs from base 1003 to 2037 and encodes 344 amino acids. Gene Ontology annotation, biological process: cell migration. Gene Ontology annotation, cellular component: external side of plasma membrane; extracellular matrix. The transcript has a single exon. NCBI's taxonomy places the organism in Eukaryota, Metazoa, Chordata, Actinopteri, Siluriformes, Ictaluridae. The record is from RefSeq and is a predicted model, not a curated record.